This is a messenger RNA of Volvox carteri f. nagariensis, 2868 nucleotides long. RefSeq lists its product as uncharacterized. Gene Ontology annotation, molecular function: ceramide glucosyltransferase activity. Bases 1 to 2868 code for a protein of 955 amino acids. Gene Ontology annotation, cellular component: membrane. Gene Ontology annotation, biological process: glucosylceramide biosynthetic process. The transcript has 12 exons. NCBI's taxonomy places the organism in Eukaryota, Viridiplantae, Chlorophyta, Chlorophyceae, Chlamydomonadales, Volvocaceae. The record is from RefSeq and is a predicted model, not a curated record.
AUGGUCCAAGAUCUCCCGGUUCGGCUGCUUGUGCUUAGGGCCGCCAUCUUUAGGGGGUUCUGUGCGAACCUGAGGAGCGUGGUAAUGCCUGUCAAAGGCUGUCGGCCGCACUCCCUGGACAACUGGGAGAGCCAUCUGGGCCUUAUGUAUGACGGUCCCCUAGAGUUUGUCUUCGUGGUGGAGUCCGAGGAGGACCCCGCGGCAGCCCCUGAGCGAGCUCCUAACGUAUCCCGGUCCGCUCAGGGCCGUGAUGUGCGGCUGGUGGUGGCUGGACUGGCCAGCAGCUGCAGUCAGAAGGUGCACAAUCUGUGUGCUGGCAUCGAGUCAUGCGACCCGCGGGUCGCCCGGGAUGGCGGUUAUAUUAUGUGUCUGGAUGAUGACGUGGCGCUCCACCCGGGUAGCCUGGCGGAGCUGGUUUCGGAGCUGGAGGGCCGGCCUCAUGUGUUCAUGGCGACUGGAUACCCCUUUGACAUCCCGCCCGCCGGGUCCUCCUUCACCACCUACCUCGCCCUGUGCUACCACCUGCCGCUGCUCAUCGCCUUCAGUGUGGCGCCGGACACCUCCUUCGUGUGGGGCGGCUGCAUGCUGCUGAGGGCGGAGAAGCUGCUGCCGGAAGACCCGGGGGAACUGCUGGCGGCUUGGCGCCACGGCGGCUACUCCGACGACCUCAUCUUGGCGUCGUACUGUACGGAACGGCGGCUGGGCAUUCGUGUACCUCCUUUCGCUGUCUUUCCGCAGAAGUUGGAUCCUCGGAUGGGCUGGGCAGCAUGGCUCAACUACCUCCAUCGACAGUUGUUCGUCCUGGACACGUACACCAACGACCACAACCGAAGAACCAACCACACCAUGAUGGUGCUGCACUCGGUGCUGUCCUGGCUACUCGUGCUGCCGUCGCUGGCGGCCCUCGUCACUCUGGUCGACCGAACCGUGGCCGUGACAGCCGCGGUUGUAGCUGCUGCGGCAACCGGCCUGGCGACGGUGGCAACAGCACCCGUCGAACCCACAAUGGCAAAAGCCGCUGGCGCAGAGGUCGGCUACUGCAGUGUCGCCUUCAGCGGCAGUGGUUGCGGCAGCAGCAGCAGCAGCAGGGGGUUAUUUAGUGAAGGCACUGCGGCAUUGCUACAGCCGUUGCUGCAGCUUCCGGUUGGUGUGGUGGCUGUAGUACUGGGUUGGGCAGCUGCGCACUCGGCACUGGUGUUCAUGACGGGUAGGUACGCGUGGGCCGAGAUCCUGGGCUUGUUUAGGCAACUGUCCCCUGCCGCGCCGGCCAUCCCGCUGUCCUGGUUUCGGUGGGGGCGCCUGUGGGCUGCUAUGCUGCUGUCCAAUGCCGUACUGCCGUUGAUCAUGUUGUACACCUACAUCAGCCCCUGGCGACAGGAGCUGCUCAUCAUGACGGCCGCCAGCGGCAACCUCGCCAACCUGCAGGUCGCGCUCAAAGCGGCCGGCUGCCGCCCUAGCCCAGGCGUCUUCGUCGCCGCUGCUUCCAGCGGCAAUUUGAACAUGUGCCAAUGGCUCGCGGCGUCGGAUCCCGAAUUAAUGUCCUUGAACAAUUCGAGCAACGUCAUCAGCUGUGCGGCAGAGGCCGCCCGCGGCGGCCACAAGGCCACGGUGCAAUGGUUGCUGCAGCUCGACAACCAGGAAGCGCCCAACCAGCUAGUCGGCUUUCACGCCUGGACGGCCGCCGCCAGCUCCGGCCAGCGGGCCUUAUGCGAAAUGCUCCUGGCGUACGGUAUUCCUGUCAGCUGUAUGGCGGCCCCUAACGCCGCCCGGGCUGGUCACGUAGGCCUUACGCAUUGGCUGCUGCAGCAGCAUCUUGGAACGGCGCGAGAAAGUUCGUCAGCAGACCGGGCAGAUGGUUUAAGUCCAUUUCCGCUCCAAGCCACUGCAACCGACGUGCUCGCUGCUGCCGUGUACGGCUUCAACCUAGCAGCAGCCCAGCAGCUGCACCAGACUAUCCUAGGUCAGGCCGCCACGGCCGCGGAUGCCGCCCUGGGAGGCGGCGGCGCGCGCGGCGGCCGCCAUCACCUUAGCACCAGGACUUGGCAGCAGCGUGCCGGCGGUCGGGAGAUCGUGUUGCUGGCAGCCCUGACAAGUCCCACCCCGGACUGGCGGGACAAGGUGCAAUGGCUGGUGCAGACACAGGACUGCAGCUUCAGCAGGGCUUGCGCCUCGCAAUUAAAUGCGCUUGCUUUUGCGAGGUGCUGCCACACAGACGACGGCAUAAAAGAGCGCAUGCAGCUGCUGCUACAGGUCCCCACGGCCACAAGCGCCAUGGGUAACCUCGUCCGCGCUGCCGUGCUUGAGGCCAACUUGCCGCUGCUGCGGUGCCUGCGCGACGGCAGGCCGUGGCUGCCAGAGAGUAUGAUCUGGGUACUCGAAUUGGCCGCAAUAGCAGGCAGGAUUGAAGUCGUGUCAGAGCUGAUCGAGCUAGGCUGGCGGGUUCAGCCCGCGGCCUCCUUAGCAGCUGCAUCACGGGGCCGUCUGCGCACCCUGCAGCUGCUGAUGAAUCGGAACAGCGAUGGGGUGGGACAGCAGGGAAGUGAGGGGCCAACGGCGGCCGUGGUGGAGGAGGAGGCGACGGCGCCCUUUCGAGGGGAGAGGGGUCUGGAGCUGGCUGAGGCAGCCGCGGAGUCAGGUAGCGUGGAGACCCUGGAGUGGCUACGGUCGCGGGGAUGUCCAUGGGAUGAGAGGACCUUUGCGGCGGCUGUGCGUGGCGGCAGUGGGGCGCUUGUGGAGUGGCUGCAUGUUCGGGGCUGCCCCAUUGGGGAUCCCUGGGAAAGCCACAUCGGAAGGGCUUGUGACAGAGGCGACUUGGCCACGGUGGGCUGCCUGAGACGGCUGAGCGGCCUAGGGGGCAACUCCGUUUGA